This is a messenger RNA of Anopheles coluzzii, 5120 nucleotides long. Its product is annotated as LIM and SH3 domain protein Lasp. Bases 1039 to 2988 code for a protein of 649 amino acids. Gene Ontology annotation, molecular function: actin filament binding. The transcript is spliced from 7 exons. Gene Ontology annotation, cellular component: focal adhesion. NCBI's taxonomy places the organism in Eukaryota, Metazoa, Arthropoda, Insecta, Diptera, Culicidae. The record is from RefSeq and is a predicted model, not a curated record.
GCUCGUUCAGUUUGUUUCUCUCUCGCAAAGCGAACGGACGUGUGUGUGCAGCGCUGCGUGCGUCUUGUCGCGUCGAAUUUGUUUUGUUUUAAAUUCUAACAGCCCAGUUGCGUUAGCAUUCUAAAAAGCGAACGAAAAAAAAAAAUCCUUCUUUGCCGCCGAUCUCGGAAGUGCGUUUUUUGUGUGUGAAUUAAAGCAGAAGAAAAAAAAAACUACCGCUUCGACACGUGUGCCUGCGUACACACGGGCGAAGGUAACGUGGGACGGCAUAUCGUGUCAGCUUUGACCGUUUGUUGCGUUUGCCGUUUUGCUGUUGCUGUUGUUAUUGUUGGGGUUCUUCUUCUGUUUCUCGAAGCCCGAAUUCCUCCAGGAAGAAGUGGUUGCCUGUGCGCGCCUGUUGCUCUGUGAGUGUGUGUGCUUCCGCACGUGUGUGUGUGUGCGCACUGAUCUGUGAUCUUGUUCACGGUUGAGCCAAAAGUUAAAAGAAAGCAAAAGAAAAAAAAAGAAGUGUUGACGCAUACGGAAGGGGGCGAAAAUAAUCUCCAACGCGGGUGAAAGUUCCGAAAAAGAUCGAUCGAUUCCUGCUCCUCAUCCCCCCCCCCCUCCCUGCAAUAUACCUGCCGUGCCUACUGCGCCAGUGUAUGUGGUGUAUCGCUGCGUGUGCGUGUGUGCUACGUCUCGUUGUGGAAUAAAAAAUUGUGCGUGUGCAAACGUCAUCACCAAUCCCCCAAAAAAAUAUAAAAAAAAUCACCAUUCGUCGUAGCAGGCAGUUGCACGUCUCAUCUUGUUACGGAUCUGCAAAGCGGAGGUUUUUUUUUCCCACACACAAAACAACUCACUCACACACACAUACGUACGCACACAGCUCAGCCGCGGAUAGAAGUUGUUCUGCAAACGGCGCACAGUGUGUGAGAUCGAGUGUUUAGAGUGAGAGAGAGAGAGAGAGAGGAUCGAGCAAUUCCGGAAGGGGGGUUUGUGUGUGUGUGUGCGUGCGUGUUGUAAGUAGCAGGAAGAAGCGAUCGUACGGCGGCUGUCAAGAUGAACAAAUCCUGUGCCCGGUGCCAGAAGGUGGUCUAUCCGAUCGAGGAGCUAAAAUGCUUGGACAAGACCUGGCACAAGACGUGCUUCAAAUGUCACGAGUGUGGCAUGACGCUCAACAUGAAGACGUACAAAGGCUUCAACAAACUGCCCUACUGUGAAGCACACAUACCCAAAGCCAAAGCUACCACGAUCGCGGAGACACCGGAGUUCAAGCGAAUCGCGGAAAAUACCAAAAUUCAAUCGAACGUGAAAUACCAUGCAGACUUCGAGAAGCUGAAAGGAAAAGUGACGCAGGUUGCCGAUGAUCCGGAAACGCUACGAAUCAAGCAAAACACGAAAAACAUCUCGAACGUCGCGUACCAUGGCGAUCUGCAGAAGAAGGCCGCGAUGGAGCGACAGCGAGAGUGCACGGAAAUCAUCGACAGUAAAGACAACAACGAUCUGGAGUCGGAGUACUUUUCCGAGCAGCUGGCGGCCGAAUCGCUGCCCCACUAUCAGCCGCCACCGCCGCCACCGGUCGUAGCACCGGCGGCAGGCGGCGGCCCCACAGCCCAGCAGCAGGUCAACAACAACGGUGGCAUGGCGGGCGGGCCGACCAACACAUCGCAGCAGGCGCAGAUCAUCUCCACCGCCAACAUUACCAAACACAACCAGGCGAACAGCUACCACCACCAGGCGGCGGCGCUGCAGCAGCAGCAGCAGCAGCAGUAUCAGCAGAUGAACAACAACAAUAAGGCGGGUGGAUACGGUGGCCAUCAGCAACAGCCGGGCAGCUAUCCGACCGGUGCGGCUUACGCGCAGCAUGCAGCAACCAACAAUGGUGCCGGUCCGGUUGGCAACAGUGCGGAGCACGUGCGCCACUCGGUGCUGCAAAACUCGGCCACCCCGUCCGGUGGGGGCGGCGGUGGUGCCGCGACCCAAAAGUACUACGAUCCGUACGAUAACUAUGCCCGCCCGAACCCGACCGCCAACCAGGUGAACAACAACGGCACGGCCGGCCCGCAUAUGGGCAACAACAACGCACAAUAUCAUCACAGUCAGCAGCAGCAGCAGCAGCAACAUAUGCAUCAUCAUCACCAGCAACAACACCACGGUGGUAAUGGUAUGAUGGAACAGCAUCAGCAGCGUGCAAAUGGUGCUGUCUAUCAUCAGCAGCAUAUGCAGCAUCAGCAGCAGCACGGUCAGCCUGGCAACCAUCACCAUCAUCAACAUCAGCAGCAGUCGGCAGCGAUGGUCGAUCCGUACGGUCAGCAGCAGCAACAACGCUACAGUGCCAACAGCAACAGUCAGUACGCAGGUGCAAUGCACGCUCAGCAGCAGCAGCAGCAGCAGCAGCAGCAACAGCAGCAGCAUAUGUAUCAGUACAACAACGGCAACAUGAACAACGGUGCAGCAGCGACAGCAGCAGCAGCAGCAAGUGCUGGUGGGAUUGGUAAAAUUGCUGACUACGAUCCGCUCACGGACGGACCGCGAAACGUGCCGCAACCGAACCGCCAGAGCGCAACGCUGAUCUACAGCUCCGGCAACUUGUCAACGAACAAUAACCGACGAAUCGGUUCGGUCAACGAUAUUGAUCCCGUCAAUGGUUACUAUGGCUCGGUGGCGGACAACUCGCAGGCCGCUCUGUAUCAGCAGCAACAGCAGCUAUACCAGCAGCAGCAGCGACAAUCCCAGCAACAGCAGCAGCAGCAACCGCAGUACAUUCAACCGCCCCAGCAGUACGCAGCGCCUGCUUCGAAUGCAACGGGCAAAUCGAUGAGCAAAGUGCGCGUCUACCGUGCACUGUACGACUACGAGGCGCAGGACAGCGAUGAGGUCGGCUUCAGCGAGGGUGAUCUGAUCAUCGAAGUGAACUCGAUCGAUGCCGGCUGGAUGACGGGACGCGUGGAGCGCACCGGGCUGACCGGCAUGCUGCCCGCCAACUAUGUCGAGCUGAUGAAAAUCUAAAUGAUCGUUCCUUGCGUCGAACGCGGGGCCGGGACUGCUCGUUCACCCAAUGCAGCCCCUUUAUUUUUGUUCCGUGCUAAUGCUGCGUCGGCAGACGUGGUUUCUCUAGCGAACCACAUUUGUAGUCCCCGUUUCAGUGCAAAAUGUGAAAAUUAAGCGCGUUGAACGAUUCCAUCGAGUGGAAAAGAGUGCGUUGACAGUGAUUGUGGAGUCCCCGUUCCCAAUUCCCUUUUCCACUGCAACACUGAUCAAAGGAAGAACCUUUUCUGGUGAGAGUGAGCAAUGCCCUCUUCACAUGUCACCCAACCCGAUCGAGAGAAAGAGAGAGAAAGUGAGCGAGAAAGGGAGAGAAGCGCGCAGCUUUUAAUUUAAUUUCUUUUUUGUUAUCUUUUUUUAGUUAUCAUUAUUAUUAAUAUUAUUAUAAUAAUUAUUAUUUUAAUUGCUAUUACUACCGAUGAUGAUUACCCUAUUCUUCCCCUUCCCUCCCUUGUAUGUUUUGGGUAUAUUAUACGCGUGGCGCGCCGUGCUUGUAUAUCCCUUUUUUGGCAGGGGAACACAUUUUGUCUCCUAUAAGACACGUGAAGAGAAGAUAUAUGAAUAUAUUGAAUACAUCAUAAUAGUGUGUAUGAAGGAACAGGAACAGGAACAGGAAGUCGUGUAAAAGAAAGCUUAGAAAUCGAACCAGAAUACCCGUUGUGUAUGGCAGCUAAAGCGCGAAAGGAUUUGUAUUAUGAAGGUGCUGUCACACACAAACACACGCGAAUACAGAGAAUACAGUGUGCUAACUAUGAUCGUGAGUAUUGUUGUGGUUAUCAAUAUUGAACGAUUUUGAUAAAAACUAUUAUCAUUCGGGGUGGGAAAAUAUCAAAUUUUUGAGCCUAGUUGUAAUUAUGGUACGGUUUGAACGUUUAAAAACGGCGGUAUAUUGGGAACGUGCCUAUCCAAAACUAUCGAACCAGACAGGCAUACUGUAAUAUUUGUUUGUAUGUAGAACACCCUCUUUCUCCCCCUGUUUUUAACCUAAACCGCCUUUAAACGCGUUUUCGUGCUAUCAUCGGAUCGGCUUGCCCUUUCACGCAGCGGAGCUCCGAGUAGCUCACUUCCAACUGGAUACACAAUUUGUGCCUAAUAAAUAGUGUGUAUGUGUUUAAAAAAUGAAACAACAAAAAAAACGUGUAAGAAAAUCCGGAAAAUGUUCACUCAAUGUCUUUUUUGUUGUAGUAUAGCCAAAAUUGAAAUCAGCACCCCAGGAUGCAUAAGCCGAGAGGAUGGAGAAGAUUAGUUAAAAGAUGAAAAUAAAUGGAAACAAAUAGAGAACAGAAUUUAAUUGAACAAAUAAACAAAAAACAAUUACACACACACAGAUCCAAUGUAUACACGUUUAAAGUUAAGCGAAUAAUCGAGUUAUACAAAUACUAGAGGAAUAAAUGUGGAGAUAAAAACAAACCCCAAUAAUUACCACUUUCCGCCCUCUGAUAAGAAAAAAAAAACAAACGGUACGAGAAGAAAGCAGUGAAAGAAUAACGCGUGUGUGUGUGUGAGUGAAAGAGCUUCCAAGUUUUUGUUUUGUUUGUUUCGAGUUCUAAGUUUGACUAAACAAACACACACACACAAUCACAAUUAGAAAAGAUGUAAGGAUGUGUUUACUAAAACAAAAAACACUCAAAAAAUAUCAACACCACACUGCGCCUUAGUAUAGGAAAAAAGCCUCACAAACCGCCCUGAAAAUACCGUACGUGCUUUACCGUUUUCCCCCCAGAUAGACGAGACCCGAAAAGGAUCGUUUGCCUCUUUACUAUUCAUUGAAAGAUUGUCUUUCCCCUUUUUCUAAUCUCUAAAAACUCUAAAACACACCUAAAAUAACCACAAAAAGAUGAUGAUGCACUUUGAAGCAUCACUUUUGUCCUAUUUGUUACAAGAGAAACAGUGUGUGUGUGUUUGUGUUAUACAUAGGUGUAAAGGGUGCGAAAGAGACAAAAAAAAUCAACGGAAACACAGUAGUGAAAACCUUGCCCCCCGGUACCGAAACUACAGAAUAACACAUCAACCGUCAAAACGAUGAAUGAAAUCAUUGCCGCUGUUAGAAACAAAAUAAAAAAAGGUAGAAUAAAGCGCAUGAACUAAAGUAACGA